AUGUCUGCCCAGGCUGCCGAGCAGGAGGAGCUUGAUAAAUUCUUCACCGUGUUUGACGGCUCUUCUCCGGAGGAUGUGUCCCAUGCCAGGCAGCUGUGGAGCUCGCUGUCUCUCCUGCCGCCGGCGGAGUCCCGGCUGGUGACGGCAGAUGUCCGCCAGAGGCUGCCGGUGUCCCGGCCGCAGCACGGCGGCAGCACCGCCCCUGCCCCCGGAGCCAAACCCUCAGCCCCGCAGCCGCCGAGUGUCCAUGCUCUCCGGCAGAGACAGGAGGAGAGACAGCGGUACGUGACUAUGGCCGACCAGAGGAGGGAGAUCCUGGCUCUGCUGAGGAGGCAGAGAGAGCAGAGGAUCCAGAAGGAGCUGCUCUCUGUGGCCUUUAAACCCAAGGUGAAGGUCGGCCGAGAGAAAAUGUCGAAGCUACAAAAACCUUCAGACUCUGAGAAGAUGGACAAGGAGCUGGUCAAUCAGCUGCAGUAGGCAAAGGGCCGUGAUUAAGUGACAGUGUUGAUUUAAAAAGGUUUCACACAUUUGGGGGGGGGGGGGGUUAUAGAGGAACAAAUAUGUCACACUUAAAAAUCAGUUUAUAACUGUUAAACACUUUAUUGACCUGUUCAAUUUUAAGCAGAUUAAGUUCGGCCUUGUUCUGUUUCCAAAUAGGAGAAACUCUCUGCUAAGUCUGCUUUUGAUCUGGUCUCAAAAGUUAAUACUUGUCCCAACUAAAUGCUAUCCAUAUUUUAACUGUAACUGUAAUAUUUUAACUGGACAAGUGAAUACUGUAGCCCUACUUAUCAUGCCAACAUGCAAAGCUCUUGAUCUUUGAGUGUGUUGUUGAUUGUCACUGUUGUUAACAGGCUGAUGUUCAGCUGGUAUGAUGUUUGCCACGUCAACACUCUUAGAUUUAUAUGAGGUAAUUAACACAGAGUACAGUUUAGGCUGAUGGGAAUUGGACAAAUUGAGAUUUUGAUCUGUGGAUGGCACUAGAUGAAAAGUCAGGGGACCACCGAAGUCAUCAGGAUAUGUUUUUGGCCACUCUGCACACCCACACAGGUGUUUUCAACUACACCGGCUGAUUGGACCUCUAGUCAGGUGUAAGUUGGGUGGAGCUUUGUUUGGAAUAGGCCUUUUUCACAGCAGACAUUUCAGCUUGUCACAGCAGGUAAAGCACAGGUGUAACUGAUAACGUUAACAACAGCUGCAUUCCAGUUAGGUGAGCUCGUUACAGGGUCUCGAUAUUGUGCGUGCAGGAUCGCUGUCCUGACUCACUGGGACUUACUUACUGAGCUAUCGUUUGCAAAAUACAACAAUAACAAGUUGUUUCACCUGUGCUUUUCCUGCUAUGACAAGUCAAAAUGUCUGCCGUGAAAAAGGUCCAUUGCGUGACGUCACCUGAACGAUAACAGGGUACAGGGUAGGUCAACGCAUGCGCCCACACAGUCCCGAGAAGAGGUUUAAUCAGGCGACAUAAGUGAAAGCACCUGUGUGGGUGAACUAUGGCUGUGCAGGGGCUUCCACAUGUUUUUUUGCCUGAUAGCACUUGCUGGUUCAUUUUUCUGGUUCCAGCUUCUUGAUUGUGAGAAUCAGCUGUUUUUCUUUGUCUUAUGUUAGUACACUGAAUAUCUUUUAGGCUUUGGACUGUUGGUCGGACAAAAAGAGACAUCUGAGGACGUCACGCUUUUUUUUAGACAAAAUGAUGAACUGAAAACAAUAAUGGGCAGAUUAAUCGGUAAUGGAAAUAAUCAUUACACGCAGCCCUUUCUCUCAGUGUGACGUGAGAAAGGUUUGAGUCUAUCCCAGCAUGCAGUAGGGCAGCAGUCAGAUAAAUAUCUCAGGCAGGUCACCAGUCCAUCACAGUUAGAAAUAAGAAGCCCAAAUGCACUACUUCAUAAAAAUAGCUUCACCUUAAUGAUUAUAUUUGUCUCAUUUAGACUGGAGCUUACUUCACUCUGAUUGUUUAUUUUUUAAUAUACAUAUAUACAUAUAUAUAUGUGUGUGUGUGUAUUUUAAAUCACCAUGAUUUGUUGAUAUGUUUUGACUGCAAACCACAUUUUUUUAGAUUUAAAUUAAGCAUAAGGGAGCACUCUUUUUCCAUAUUUAUGUCAGAUUGAAUUAUCUGGUUGUAUUUCAUGUCUUAUACUCAGCUGGAGCCAGUACACAGUAGUUUGCUUCAGACAGCAUUACGUAACGUGAAGUGAAGCCUGUGUGGAUAUUCAAAUUCCAAAUAUCCAGUGAAGAAGGCCCAACCAUAAUAGGAUAAGAAGAGGCCUGCUGACUGUUGACUUUAGCUAAUUUGGUUAAAGUUUUCAAAGCACAAAGAGCACACAGAAGCACGUCAUCUAUAAACGCUCUUUAACCUCUCAAACCUCGGGUAUCCGUGUAAUUCACCCUUAAGUAGCUUUAAAGUGAUCCUCCACCUUAAAUCUAUCUUGAGUAUCAACAGUCCAGUCUUUGCUGGCUGUAAGAAGUUUAUAGUUUCCUCACUGUUGAAGAAUAGCAUGUGAUUAACUUGAGCAGCAGUAUGUUUAGCCAUAUUCAUCCAGUAGCCUAUUAAUUUUCAUUUAUGAUCCGAUUCCACCUGUCGCCAAGUGCUUGCUCGUGGUGGGAUUUGUUGGGUCGCUGUAAAUAAUAUUAUAAAGAGUUCGGUCUAGACCUGCUCUGUAGGAAAAGUGCAAUGAGAAAACUUCUGUUAUGAAAAGGCUCUAUAUAAAUCAAAUUUAAUUGAAUAUUCUGACAAAAAUAUGACAGUGUGGAACAUACUGAGGAUAUGGACGAACAGCAGAAAAAGUGUGUUGUCGUUCUUCGUUCUGGAGAAACUUUUUACAGCCGCCUUUAAUGCAAAGUUUAUAGUCUGCAUAAAAAUUGAAGCGGUGGUCAGGGAAGAUUGAUAUCAGUUAUAAAAAUUAGUUCUCAUUGUAAAAAGAAAGUAUCAAAACAUCCACCGAAACUUCCAUAAAUUAAACCUGCAGCAUAAAGCACUUCUCUGUUCAUUUGUACGUUCAAGAUGUUGCCAACAUUA
Siniperca chuatsi (mandarin fish) is the source of this 3013-nucleotide messenger RNA. It is a transcript of the gene hoatz, whose product is annotated as HOATZ cilia and flagella associated protein. Lineage: Eukaryota; Metazoa; Chordata; Actinopteri; Centrarchiformes; Sinipercidae. The coding region runs from base 1 to 477 and encodes 158 amino acids. The transcript has a single exon. The record is from RefSeq and is a predicted model, not a curated record. Gene Ontology annotation, biological process: cilium assembly.